GGACGCUCUUCUCGAAAGCCAGGUUUAAAACGCGUACCACACCUGACAUGCUAAACUCGUCAGUCUCCACUGAUUCCAGCAACACUUUGACUUCUUGCACUUUCUCCACGAAUCCCGCGCACAAUGCCAAAGGCUUCUCUCAAAUCGAAAACGUUCAAGAAAAGCGCAAGUGCUUCUGCUGAAAAUAACGGCCAGAAACCACUCAUAGAGAAGUGCGGUUGUAGCGUGGAAUACUGCCAAGGUCCCGGCAGAGAGCACGUUGCCGCCCUCCUGGACAUCAGUGAUGAGCGCUCGGCGCUGGAAUCGGGUCCGUACGACAGCCCCGCCGAGUCAGGCUGGGACGAAGCGGUUACAGGCUGGCAUAGGUAUCCGCCGCUUGCCUGCUUCUCUCAUGCUCUGAAGGGAAAAAAUUACACGGGUGGAGAAACAGGUUACCAUUGUCUUCUGUGUGCCAAGAUCAAACCAACAAAGCUCCCAGAAUCUAAGGAAAACUGCCCAAGAAACCCAAUUUUAUCAGACGGCCAUCAAACACACAAUGACCCUUCAUCCACAGAACGGUCUUCAAUGUCUGCUGAUCAGCCAAGAGGCAGAGGGGAACACAAAAGCCAUGAAAACGCAGCUGGAAUUGUCCGGCUGGGUAGGAAAACUCCUGAAGACAGGCAGAGACACAUCCAUGGUCCUGUGCUGGCAAAAAGCGGCUGUAUCACCAGUAUUAUCGAUAUCUUGCCACCAGGGGUGACAGCUGGAAAUCGGACGAUUCCCCCCAUCCUGAAGAAAACACAGAAUGCCAUUGGUGGUGUCACGAGAGAGGACAGGUCUCACUGCACAAACGUAGCGAAGAAGGCGGCCACUGGUAAGCGAAGAGGGAAUAUGGUUCCCAGUGCUCCCAUAGAAAAUGCAGCUGCGGGCAUCAGCCACGGUUGUCUUGCAAGGGACUUACCAGCCACCUUCAGCAACCGUAUACCCAAGAAGGGGGAUGCACCAUUCAGCCCCUAUGUGGCUGCACUGCCACCCAUUUCCUGUCCUUCUGAGAAACAACAGAAAAACAGAACUACCUCAGCAGUGCAGUAGACGGGAGUUCAGGGAUCGAGAAGAUUUACAGCGUGUUCCUGUGAAAGCGGCGAGUGAAACAGCCAAAUACUGCUGUGGUCCAGAGCCAAAUCCAUCUCCGUGACAACUCAGCAUCUCCAGAACCCUUCUUACCCCUUUGUAAUUAAGUAAUGUACUACUGUUUUCUUAUUAAAAUGCCUUUUCGUUGUUAUUCAAAUUAAAUGAUAUAUUCAC
Messenger RNA from Brienomyrus brachyistius, 1284 nucleotides. RefSeq lists its product as uncharacterized. The transcript has 3 exons. Lineage: Eukaryota; Metazoa; Chordata; Actinopteri; Osteoglossiformes; Mormyridae. The record is from RefSeq and is a predicted model, not a curated record. The coding region runs from base 124 to 1071 and encodes 315 amino acids.